AUGGCAUUAGACAUUUCCUGCCAGCCACGUUGCCUGUUCUCCCCACCGUCGGUACGCUCCCCUACGCUACACAAGCGCCUCGCAAGAAUCCUCCCUAGCUACAAGAACCGCAUCGCAUCUAUCAACUUGACUACACCACCGCGCUCCCGUCCUGAACGCCGUUUCGCGGUCUCCGCGUCACAUCAGUUCCAGGUACCAGCGCGCCUCCGCAAAAUCAUUUCCACCUCCCCGUCGGCUUCAGAAACUCAACCGUCAGAUGCGCUAAGCCAAGGAAAGCUUCUUACAAAUGACACCGCUGCUUACUAUGGAGACCUUAGUCAUGUUUUCGGUGGUAGUAUCGCCAGCGCGGAUGGCGCUGAACCGGAGCAGAGGCUAGGCGAUGCCGCCACGUGUCUUUACCUGAUUCGCGUGAAGACAAGCCGAGAGCCACUUUCCGGCAUGUCGAUGCCAGGUGGCGGCGUCCUAUUGGCUGUGAUUGGAGAAAAUGGCGACACGAUUUCGGUGCGACUCCAGCCACAGGAUGACAUGGAAUCUACGGUUCAGAAGAGCGUUGACAAAAACGAGCGGACGGAUGCUGCAGCCACUGGAGCAUUGCCAGUUGUUGCAACGGCAUUCGCUGCAGGUCAGACAGCGGAAAUCCGUCUGAAUGCGCCUCGCAUUGGCCCAGUGGUAGCUGCUUGGCUGGCGCCUCAACGAGGCGCCACGUGGCGAGUUGACAGCGUGGCAGUCACUGUUGUUCCAAACAUUGCAGCAGUAAGAAAAGCUGCUUUUACAGAAGCAGGAGCAGCAGAUGUUGUGACGGCAGCAGCAAUUGAUACCUCAGCAGCCAUAGAGUAUACGCUCCUUCCAGGACCUUUCUCUCCCACUUUUCUUGGCGACCCUUCAGGUGGGGGUAACAGUGGCAACCCCGACAUGCCAACAGCGAUUCAACUAAGAGUGGCUCAGUCACAAAUACUAGAUCCCUCGUUUGCUCUGGCAGGACCCGCAGCAGCUGCUACGGCUGCCAAAGCUGCGGAGGAGGCUCGGAGAAAGAGGGAGGAUGGGUUGAGGGAGUAUGAAGAUCUGAAGAGGCUGAUGCUGCUGGUUACCACUGGGUUGGUGGUUACUGGGACCGGAGCUGCUGGGUGGGUGGGAGGAGUGGACACUGCAGUGGCGUUUGCUGCAGGAGGGGCGGCGGCGCUUGUCUACUUGCUGAGAUUGCAGAACCGCGUCGAUGAGCUUCGAUCAGCCGAUCGGACUGAAACUGCAAAACCGCCUCAUGCAGCAGCGUCUGGCGCAUCAGAAAAUUCUAGCACCAUUUCUGAAACGCCCGGCAUGGAUUUGAAAGGAAGAAUCGGGAAUCCUGAGGACCUUAACCUGGUGCGAAGCAUUGGAGUCCGGGCGGCGUUAGCAACUGUUGCCAUUGGAUCAGCUGUUGCCCUGUUGGGAGGUGUUGGUGGUGGAGAGGGUGACGGGGGCCUUUUGACAGGAGGAUUGCAGGUUCUGAAGAUUGAGCCGCAGCAGUUUGCUGCGGGUGUGUUGGGCUUCCUUUCUCACAAGCUUGCUCUCGUGCUGGUGGCGUUCACGAGUGGGAGUAAGCAUACGGAUGAAUAG
Messenger RNA from Closterium sp. Yama58-4, 1593 nucleotides. Lineage: Eukaryota; Viridiplantae; Streptophyta; Zygnematophyceae; Desmidiales; Closteriaceae. The record is from the annotation of a GenBank genome assembly.